AGCUGAGGAUUGGAGAUCUUGAGCUGCCCUAAGCAUUGCAGAGCUGCAGUUCUUGGUUAAGUCGGAGUUUGUAUUUAGAGAUUCUAAUCUGCCGAGGGAAAAGUUUGGUUUGAGUCUCCAUUUCCGAUGGGGCAAACCCUACCACACAUCUUGUUCAGAUCCUGAGGUCACUUUCGCAAACGAGUCCUGCUUGAGUUUGGGUUUUACGAUCUGAUCGAGAAAGGCGGAAAUCGGAAGAAGAAGACCGGGAAAAGAGAAACAAAAUGCUGGAGCGCUGCCUUGGAGCUCGUCGUGUUCGACAAAUCCAGAGAGCUCUUAGGCAUGGUAAGGUUACGAUUCUCUGCCUCUUCAUGACCGUCAUUGUGCUUCGCAGCUACAUAGGCGCUGGCAAAUUCGGCACUCCUGAGCAGGAUUUUGAGGAGAUAAGGGACCAUCUUUACUUCCGUAAGAGGGCUGAGCCUCACCGUGUUCUUGUAGAAGCCCAGACUACGACCGCAGAUACGACGGAAAAUAACAAUUACGCCACCUUUGAUCCGACAAAGAUAGCGGUAGAUGAAGAAGGAGAUGACGAGAAGCCUGAUCCUAACAAACCCUAUAGUCUUGGCCCCAAGAUCUCUGAUUGGAACGAACAGCGAGAGAAAUGGCUUGCAGAUAACCCUGGUUUCCCCAAUUUCAUUGCUCCCAAUAAGCCUAGGGUUUUGCUCGUUACUGGAUCCUCGCCGAAACCAUGUGAGAAUCCGGUCGGUGAUCAUUAUCUCUUGAAGUCGAUCAAGAACAAGAUUGAUUACUGCCGUCUCCAUGGAAUCGAGAUCUUUUACAAUAUGGCUCUUCUUGAUGCCGAGAUGGCAGGUUUUUGGGCGAAGCUUCCCUUGAUUCGUAAACUCUUGUUGUCUCAUCCGGAGAUAGAAUUCCUAUGGUGGAUGGAUAGUGAUGCCAUGUUCACCGAUAUGGCUUUUGAAGUUCCUUGGGAACGAUACAAAGAUCACAAUUUUGUGAUGCACGGCUGGAAUGAGAUGGUGUACGAUGAAAAGAAUUGGAUUGGGCUGAACACGGGAAGUUUCCUUCUGAGGAACUGUCAGUGGUCGCUGGACAUGCUUGACGCGUGGUCUCCUAUGGGGCCGAAAGGGAAGAUCAGAGACGAUGCUGGAAAGAUCCUCACGAGGGAACUCAAGGGCCGGCCUGUUUUCGAAGCUGACGAUCAGUCCGCCAUGGUUUACCUCCUCAUGACGCAGAGGGAUAAGUGGGGCGACAAGGUAUAUCUCGAGAAUGCUUAUUACUUACAUGGGUACUGGGGAAUUCUGGUCGAUAAAUACGAGGAGAUGAUAGAGAAGCACCACCCAGGCUUGGGCGACCACCGAUGGCCUUUGGUCACUCACUUUGUGGGUUGCAAGCCAUGUGGGAAAUUUGGGGAUUACUCUGUCGAGAGGUGCUUGAAGCAGAUGGAUCGAGCGUUUAAUUUUGGGGACAAUCAGAUUCUUCAAAUUUAUGGGUUCACCCACAAAUCGUUGGCUAGCAGGAGAGUGAAGAGGACUCGGAACGACACGAACAAUCCUCUCGAAGUCAAAGAUGAACUGGGUUUGCUUCAUCCCUCGUUCAAAGCUGUCAAGGUAUCUUCCUCUUCCUGAGUCUUUUAGGUUCCUACCGGUGACCAUCCACGAAGAGCUCUAUCUCCAUCUCUAAAUUAGGAAUGCGAAGGCGUUCUUCUGCUGUUGAAGGAAAGAUUAAAGACGGAAGAUCAUUUUCUUUCAAGCCCAUUAUGUUAUACGUUCAUAUCUUGUAUGUUGUUGCUAUUUUAUUUGCUGGUAGCUAGGUCUGGAGAUUAAUUUUAUUUUUAACAAUUUUUCUUUCUUUUAA
This is a messenger RNA of Telopea speciosissima, 1854 nucleotides long. Its product is annotated as xyloglucan 6-xylosyltransferase 2-like. Gene Ontology annotation, molecular function: xyloglucan 6-xylosyltransferase activity; UDP-xylosyltransferase activity; hexosyltransferase activity. NCBI's taxonomy places the organism in Eukaryota, Viridiplantae, Streptophyta, Magnoliopsida, Proteales, Proteaceae. Gene Ontology annotation, cellular component: endosome; membrane; trans-Golgi network. Gene Ontology annotation, biological process: xyloglucan biosynthetic process. The coding region runs from base 264 to 1625 and encodes 453 amino acids. The record is from RefSeq and is a predicted model, not a curated record. The transcript has a single exon.